Molecule: messenger RNA, 1236 nt
Organism: Lepus europaeus (European hare)
Lineage: Eukaryota; Metazoa; Chordata; Mammalia; Lagomorpha; Leporidae
Gene: ATPAF2
Product: ATP synthase mitochondrial F1 complex assembly factor 2
Exons: 8
Coding region: 139-987 (282 amino acids)
Biological process (GO): mitochondrial proton-transporting ATP synthase complex assembly
Cellular component (GO): mitochondrion
Source: RefSeq, a predicted model, not a curated record
GGGCGCCGUAGGGCUCAUGCGGAAGAUGGCGGCGUCCAGAGGCGGCUGAGGGGAUCCGGGGAGGCGUGAGAGGUUUCCGGACAGCCGGACAGCGCGGCUUGGUCUCGCGCCCCGCGUGCUCCCCAGCUCCCUGUGGAGAUGUGGAGGAGCUGCCUCCGGCUGCGGGACCGGGGGCGCCGCCUCCUGACUCGGCCCGUGGGGCCGGGGCCAGCCUUGGGGUCCCCGGCCCGGGCCUACGCGCCGCCGACAGAGAGGAAGAGGUUUUACCAGAACGUGAGCAUCAGCCAGGGCGAAGGUGGCUUUGAGAUAAACCUGGACCACAGGAAGCUGAAGACGCCCCAGGCCAAGCUCUUCACCGUGCCCAGCGAGGCCCUGGCCAUUGCCGUGGCCACCGAGUGGGAGUCCCAGCGGGACACCAUCAAGUCCUACACCAUGCACCUGACCACCCUGUGCAACACGUCCUUGGACAACCCGACCCAGCGGAGCAAGGACCAGCUGAUCCGAGCGGCCAUCAAGUUUCUGGACACUGACACCAUCUGCUACAGGGUGGAAGAGCCCGAGACCUUGGUGGAGCUCCAAAAGAAUGAAUGGGAUCCAGUCAUAGAGUGGGCUGAGAACAGGUACGGCGUGGAGAUCGGCUCCUCCACCAGCAUCAUGGGACCCAGCAUCCCCGCCAGGACUCACGAGGUGCUGGCCAGCCACCUGGCAUCCUACAACAUGUGGGCCCUCCAAGGGAUCGAGUUCGUGGUGACCCAGCUCAAGUCCAUGGUGCUGACCUUGGGCCUGACUGACCUGCACCUGACGGUGGAGCAGGCCGUGCUGCUGUCGCGCCUGGAGGAAGAGUACCAGAUCCAGAAAUGGGGCAACGUGGAAUGGGCCCACGACUACGAGCUGCAGGAGCUGCGGGCCCGCACGGCCGCCGGCACCCUCUUCAUCCACCUCUGCUCCGAGAGCUCCACAGUCAAGCACAAACUCCUGCAGGAGUGAGGCCGAGCGUCCGUGGGGUGGGGGGCAGGACAGAGGCUGCACGGCCACAGCACCCCCCAUUUCCUUCCAGCCCGGCCUGCACAGCGCUGUCUUGGCCAGCGUCCUCCCCGAGUCACCCCAGGACUGCAGCUGACUGACUCAGGGUGCCCCAGGCUGGCCAGCGGCAACGGAGCAGUGGGGCCGAGAGACCGGGCAAGAGACUUCCCCUCAACCCUAACUUUAUUAAAAUAGCCCUUGGCACUGGCAGUG